UUUCCUCUAAAGCUCUGAGCAACACUCUCUUCCGUGUAGAAGGCCAUCGGAGAUAUUUCUAUGUCUCAUAUUCCAGAAUCUGAGGCAGCCAGGACCCCAGAAAAAGAAGGGACUAAAAGUCAUUCAGGGACAAAACAUAAAAGUGGGGGGGACACCGGAGGCAGAAAAAGCACAACAGGGGCCCAUGAUGGAGCCAAAAAAGGUACGAGUGGUGGAAGCCAUGACAGGAAGAGUCCACAAAGUGGGCACGAGCACGGGCAUCAUGCCAGUGGGAGAAAUCAUCAUAAAGGCAAAAGAUUGAGUGACACCCAAAGCAUUACAACCAAGACUUACUCACCCUUUUUGAAUGCACUUUUCAGCAAGGAGAGAGAUUUGGCUCCAGAAGAGAUGGAUGAGCUUCAUGCUGCAUUUCUGGAAUUUGAUGCAGAUCAGGAUGGGUUCAUUGGGUACAAGGAGUUAGGUGAAUGUAUGAGAACCAUGGGAUAUAUGCCAACAGAAAUGGAGCUGAUUGAAAUCUCCCAGCACAUCAAGAUGAGGAUGGGUGGUCGUGUGGACUUUGAGGAUUUUGUGGAACUCAUUGGUCCAAAGAUGUUGGCAGAAACAGAAAAUAUGGUUGGUGUUAGAGAACUCAAGAUUGCUUUCAAAGAAUUUGAUGUAAAUGGAGAUGGUCACAUCAGUGGAAUGGAGCUGAGAGAUGCUGCUCAGAGUUUCUUGGGUGAGCCUCUAAACCCUAGCGAAGUCCAGGAGAUCAUUCAUGAUGUAGAUCUGAAUGGUGAUGGCCGUGUCGACUUUGAUGAGUUUGUCAUGAUGUUGUCAUCCAGAUAACCUUUGCUGAAGAAAUUAUCACAGUGUGAACAGACAAUAAUGAAAUCCUUGAAGGGCCUUGUCUCCCAGUAGCUGUGUCGAAAUGAUACUUUUGAUCAAAAAGUGUACAAAAGUAUGCACAUCACAUGGUUAAAAAUGUCUAUUGUUGUAACAUUAAAAUAUUAAUUACAAGCAAUGCAAACAUGUGUGUUAUUUAUAUAAAUAUAUACAUAAAGGCACUCUGCAUAAAACAAUCUGUAGAAAUAGGGGUAUUAUCCUAAGAGGUAGAGCUCUGAAACUUUAUAGCAAGAUGAAGAUUGCCUUAUAAACUUAAUGGUAAUAUACACAAAGCAGGAUAAUGUUUUCACAAGAUACUUUUCUUCUUGCUAAUAGUUUUAGUGUUUUCCUGGUGUUCUUUUGCAUUGAUUUGACAUAUCUAGUUUAGAGAGAGUUGAUGUAGCAACAAGCUUUCUUCAUUAUAUCAUUUAUCAAAAUAUGGGAGGUAGAAGAAUUGGAAGCCAUAUCUGCCUCGCACGGCGCAGUAUAUGAAUAUAACAUGGUAAACUGCAAGAGAAAAAAAACAUACACACGAGUGAAAAGGGAGGAACAGAGAACAACAUUGUUGUAAGCAAGAAUCCCACCUGAUCAUGUCACAUACAUGUUAAAUUUACAUGUAAACUAAAUACCUGGUUACAAUUUUUUUUUU
Pelobates fuscus (common spadefoot toad) is the source of this 1510-nucleotide messenger RNA. Its product is annotated as calcium-binding protein 2-like. Gene Ontology annotation, biological process: visual perception; regulation of voltage-gated calcium channel activity. Gene Ontology annotation, molecular function: calcium channel regulator activity; calcium ion binding. Bases 61 to 825 code for a protein of 254 amino acids. NCBI's taxonomy places the organism in Eukaryota, Metazoa, Chordata, Amphibia, Anura, Pelobatidae. The record is from RefSeq and is a predicted model, not a curated record. The transcript is spliced from 6 exons. Gene Ontology annotation, cellular component: cytoplasm.